AUGAAAGCUUUUAGCAUUUUCGCCGGCUUUGCUGUCGCAACAAUGGCCGCCUCCACCCCAGUUCAAGUCAUCAUAAGCCAGGCAGACGACCCCGCCGCCUCUAGCCUUCGAAUCGCGCCCGUCCACGAGCCUGUCAGCCACGCCGUCCCUGCCGCCGCCGCUCCCGCCAUCCGAGACCCAGCAAACGACAGUCCCAUCGUCCGGGCGUGUCUUGAGAAUACGCUCUCUGGGCCCACAACUCUGUGCAAGAGGAAAAUACUUGCAAAUGACUCGUCCCCACGCAUUACGGAAAGCCGCCUGGGCCUGUUCUUGGCUGUAUUUGCGUUGAGUUUUGUGUCUCUCUGGCUCAGCUUCUUAUGGAUUGAAGCUGCAAUCUCCUGGUUCAUUUGGCACUGUGCCCAUCAGUUUUAUAACAACUUGCGUGCGAGGGCCUUGUAUGAGAUGGAGCUGGCUCGGCAGGAAGAGGAUGCUAUUCUAAUGGAAGAAGGCGUGGCACUUGACGACGAAAGCACGGACAAGCCAUCCAACUGA
Molecule: messenger RNA, 531 nt
Organism: Akanthomyces muscarius
Lineage: Eukaryota; Fungi; Ascomycota; Sordariomycetes; Hypocreales; Cordycipitaceae
Exons: 1
Coding region: 1-531 (176 amino acids)
Source: RefSeq, a predicted model, not a curated record